Molecule: messenger RNA, 1431 nt
Organism: Cajanus cajan (pigeon pea)
Lineage: Eukaryota; Viridiplantae; Streptophyta; Magnoliopsida; Fabales; Fabaceae
Product: mitochondrial uncoupling protein 1
Biological process (GO): transmembrane transport
Source: RefSeq, a predicted model, not a curated record
UCAUCAGCCUUCUUGUCUUGAGUUUCAUUGCCACUGUCCCCAACACCAUUUUUUCUUUUCCUCUGAGGCCAUUAUUACUUCUUCUUCUUCUUCCUAUUCUUUCUUCCAUUCUCUCUUCGUUAAUUUGUCCGUAUACAUUUUUUGGGCUCUUGGAAGCAAUGGUGGGUGGUGGCAAUUCCAAAUCCGACAUCUCCUUCGCUGGCACAUUCGCCAGCAGUGCUUUCGCUGCAUGUUUCGCCGAGGUGUGUACUAUUCCUUUGGACACUGCCAAAGUUAGGCUUCAGCUUCAAAAACAGGUUAUAGUUGGUGAUGCAGUGACCUUACCUAAAUAUAGGGGUUUGAUGGGAACGGUUGCAACCAUUGCCAGAGAAGAAGGUCUUGCAGCACUCUGGAAGGGGAUUGUGCCAGGGCUACAUCGUCAAUGUUUGAAUGGUGGUUUGAGAAUUGCGUUAUAUGAGCCUGUUAAGAAUUUCUAUGUUGGAGCUGACCAUGUUGGAGAUGUUCCAUUGUACAAGAAAAUUCUUGCUGGAUUUACAACUGGUGCUAUAGCAAUUUCAGUGGCCAAUCCAACUGAUCUUGUGAAAGUCAGACUUCAAGCAGAAGGAAAAUUACCUACCGGUGUGCCUAGGCGCUACUCUGGAUCAUUAAAUGCUUAUUCAACAAUUGUGAGACAGGAAGGAGUUGGAGCGCUUUGGACUGGAAUUGGUCCCAACAUAGCAAGAAAUGGUAUCAUUAACGCUGCUGAACUAGCCAGCUAUGAUCAAGUGAAACAGACUAUUUUGAAAAUUCCAGGAUUCACCGACAAUGUUGUCACUCAUCUUCUUGCUGGUCUAGGGGCAGGGUUUUUUGCAGUCUGUGUUGGCUCCCCUGUCGAUGUGGUUAAGUCGAGAAUGAUGGGAGAUUCUAGUUACAAAAGCACCCUUGAUUGUUUCGUCAAGACAUUAAAAAAUGAUGGACCUUUUGCCUUUUAUAAGGGGUUCAUACCAAAUUUUGGACGGUUAGGAUCUUGGAAUGUGAUAAUGUUCUUGACUCUAGAACAGGCUAAAAAGUUCGUCAAAAGCUUAGAAUCAGCUUGAGCUCAAACAGUUAUCAGUAGAAUUUUUUUAGGAGACUCUGCCCCCAACUGCAAUGGAAAUUCUCGAGAAAAUAAAGCUUCUCUUCAUUGUGUUAGUUGAAAUGUAUCAAAACAUUUAUUUUUUUUGAGGAAAAAUGUAGUAAUAAUGAGAAUAGCUUUGUGAUCUCUCUGUAACUCGGAUAAAAUUUUAUUAUUAGUUGGGCUUGGGCAUGGGGACUCCCUUUAAAUUUGAUGCGGUCCAAGCCCAACAGGUAGUGAAGCUGGAAAAAAAUGUGUUAGAACAUUUCAAGGAAGAAAAACAUGUGUUAGAAUAGAUGACUUAUUCAAUUGGGUGAAUAGAAUACUUCUUGAAAUCA